AUGCGAGAGGAGAAGCUGAUCCAGCGGUUGCUCCCGUAUACCAGGAUCAAGGCCAGCUUUGCCUCACAGCUGCAUUCUGCGGAUCGGUUUCUCCAGAUCAUUGCUUUUUCGCCCCUUAUCUCAAGGUCUCACAGGGCUGUGAUCACAGCCACACCUUGA
Alternaria burnsii is the source of this 159-nucleotide messenger RNA. RefSeq lists its product as uncharacterized. The record is from RefSeq and is a predicted model, not a curated record. The transcript has a single exon. Lineage: Eukaryota; Fungi; Ascomycota; Dothideomycetes; Pleosporales; Pleosporaceae. Bases 1 to 159 code for a protein of 52 amino acids.